Cucumis melo (muskmelon) is the source of this 3320-nucleotide messenger RNA. Its product is annotated as leucine-rich repeat receptor-like serine/threonine-protein kinase BAM1. The record is from RefSeq and is a predicted model, not a curated record. NCBI's taxonomy places the organism in Eukaryota, Viridiplantae, Streptophyta, Magnoliopsida, Cucurbitales, Cucurbitaceae. Gene Ontology annotation, biological process: protein phosphorylation. The coding region runs from base 107 to 3028 and encodes 973 amino acids. Gene Ontology annotation, molecular function: ATP binding; receptor serine/threonine kinase binding; protein kinase activity. The transcript has 2 exons.
AUUCUGAGUUUGAGUGUAGUUUGUGUUUAAGUUCCCCCUCCUUCCUUUGAAAAUCUGAAUUCAAAAAGAAGAAGAAGAAGAAGAAGAAGAAGAAGAAGAAGUAGAAAUGAGUGUCACCAUUCAACCUUCAAAUAUUAUAUGCAAACAAAUAUGGCUUCUUCUUCUUGUUUUUCAGAUUCUCCAUUUUCACUUUUCCCCUUCUUUCUCUGCCUUCCUUCCCGAAUCCCAAGCUCUUCUCUCUCUCAAAUCCUCCAUCUCUGACGACCCUCAUUCUUCUCUCUCCUCCUGGAACCCUGCCGCCGUCGCCACCCACUGUUCCUGGCUCGGUGUCACAUGCGACUCCCAUCGCCACGUCGUUGCCUUAGACCUCUCUUCCCUUGACCUUACCGCCACCCUUUCCCCUCACAUUGCCUCUCUUCGCUUUCUCACUAAUGUUUCCUUCGGCCUCAACAAAUUUUCCGGCGGAAUCCCACCGGAGAUUGCCUCCCUCUCUUCUCUCCAGCUUCUUAAUCUCUCUAGUAACGUCCUUAAUGGGUCCAUUCCUAGCGAGUUUUCGCGGCUCAAGAACUUGCAGGUUCUUGAUGUUUAUAAUAAUAAUCUGACCGGUGAAUUCCCCAGAGUGGUUACUGAAAUGCCCAACCUCCGCUAUUUGCAUCUUGGGGGUAAUUUCUUUACCGGUCGGAUUCCUCCGGAGGUUGGACGGUUGCAGUUCUUGGAGUUUCUGGCGAUUCACGGCAAUGACCUUGAAGGUCCCAUACCGCAGACUAUCGGAAACUUGACGAAGCUUCGGGAGCUCUUCAUUGGUUACUACAACACAUUUGUUGGUGGAAUACCGGCGACGAUAGGGAAUUUGUCGGAGUUAGUUCGGUUGGAUGCCGCGAGCUGUGGGUUGAGUGGAAAGAUUCCGCGGGAGCUCGGAAAGUUACAGAAGCUCACUUAUCUGUUCCUUCAACAAAAUGCUCUGUCUGGUCCUUUGAUGGAGCUUGGAGGAUUGAAGAGCAUAGAAGCGUUGGAUAUAUCAUGCAAUAUGCUUGUUGGUGAAAUACCCAUCUCUUUUGCAGUGUUUAAGAACUUGAGGCUAUUGCAUCUUUUCGACAACAAGCUCUCCGGAGAGAUUCCGGGAUUCAUGGCCGACCUCCCUAAGCUGGAGAUAUUGCAAUUAUGGAACAACAAUUUCACUGGUUCGAUCCCUCGAAAUUUGGGGAAGAACGGAAUGCUUCGGACUCUCGACCUUGCUUUCAACCAUCUGACAGGUACGAUUCCUCCUGAAGUCUGCCAUGGGAAUAAGCUUGAAGUUUUGAUCGCCAUGGGCAACUCCUUGUCUGGUUUGAUUCCAGAAUCGUUGGGGAACUGUAUUUCACUUAAACGUAUACUUCUGUGGGGCAACGCUCUUAAUGGAUCAAUUCCAAAGAGGCUUUUGGGUUUGCCAAACAUCACUCAAAUUGAUUUGCAUGACAAUUUUCUCUCUGGUGAACUUCCGAUUACCAAUUCAGUCUCAGCUAAUCUUCUUCAGAUAAGUCUAUCGAAUAAUAUGCUCUCUGGAUCCUUGCCACCAACCAUCGGCAGCCUUGUGGCUGUCCAGAAGCUUCUUCUUGAUCGGAAUAAGUUUUCUGGUCAGAUUCCUUCGAGUAUUGGGAGAUUACAGCAACUAUCUCGGAUAAAUUUCAGCCAGAAUAAGUUCUCUGGUUCAAUUGUGGCGGAGAUAAGUGAGUGUAAACACUUGAUAUUUCUUGAUCUUAGUGGAAAUGAGCUUUCUGGUGAAAUUCCUAACCAUAUUACCAACAUGAAAUUAUUGAAUUAUAUGAAUCUCUCAAGAAACCAUUUAGUUGGGCCUAUUCCUGCUUCCAUAGUUAAUAUGCAGAGCUUAACCUCUGUUGAUUUUUCAUAUAACAAUCUCUCUGGUUUGGUUCUGGGAACUGGGCAAUUUGGUUACUUCAAUUACACAUCAUUUUUAGGCAAUCCUUAUCUCUGUGGACCAUAUUUGGGGCCUUGUAAAGAUGGGAUUCUUGCUAGCAAUCACCAAGAACAUAUGAAAGGAUCUCUCUCAACUCCUCUCAGGCUCCUGCUAGCUUUUGGGUUUUUCUUUUGUUUAGUUGCAGUGACAGUUGGAUUGAUCUUCAAAGUUGGGUGGUUCAAGAGAGCAAGGGAGUCUAGAGGAUGGAGAUUAACAGCCUUCCAACGGCUUGGUUUCUCGGUUGAUGAGAUCUUGGAAUGCCUUAAAAAGGAAAAUCUUAUUGCAAAGGGAGGUUAUGGCACAGUAUAUACAGGAGUCAUGCCUAGUGGUGAUCAGAUCACUGUGAAAAGGCUUCCAAAGAUGAGCAAUGGGUGUACUCGUGACAACAAAUUCGAUGCUGAGAUACAAGCUCUUGGGAGGAUUCGACACCGUCACAUCGUUAGGUUUUUGGGUCUCUGUUCAAACCACGAAACUAAUCUUUUGGUAUUUGAGUACAUGCCUAAUGGUAGUCUCUAUGAGGUUCUUCAUGGCAAGAAAGGAGGUCACUUGCUCUGGGAGACAAGGUACAAGAUAGCCAUUGGAACUGCGAAUGGACUUUGCUAUCUUCACCACCAUUGCUCACCGCCCAUUGUUCAUCGAAAUGUGAAUUCGAACAACAUUAUGCUUGACACCAACUUUGAUGCUCAGAUUGCUAAUUCCGGGCUUGCGAAGUUCUUACAAGAUUCAGGGGCAUCGGAUAUUUCAGCUACUGAGCCAGAACACACCUACUCGCAGAAUGUCGACGAGAAAUGGGAUGUAUAUAGCUUCGGUGUCGUCCUCUUGGAACUUGUUAGCGGUAGGAAUCCAGAUGUAGAACUAAGCAACAGUGUCGACUUAGUUCAAUGGGUUAGAAACAUGACAGACACGAAAAAGGAAGAAAUACAUAAAAUAGUCGAUCAAAGACUCUCCUCAGUCCCCCUGGAAGAAGUGAUACACGUACUCAAUGUCGCCAUGCUGUGCACUGAAGAAGAGGCUCCAAAGCGUCCAACGAUGCGGGAAGUUGUCCGGAUCUUAACCGAGCAUCAGCAACAAUAAUUCUUGAAAUAGAAUAGAGAUACAUGAAUCAUGAUCUCAGUCGAGAAGUCACUGUUUUAGAGUCUCAUGAUGGAACAAAAAGGAAGCAUUAUUAGUUCACAGACUGCCUUGUCUUAUGAAGCAUGUGGUGAUGAUUUGUUUUAGGACUUAGGAGUAUGCAUUUGCUGGGUGUUUUGUGUCUAGUUUUUGGGUUUUGCUCUGCUACUGUGAGACGUACAUGUACUGAUACUAUGCAAAAUCACAACUCUCUCCCAUCACAUGAUUAAAUAAAAUUUAUUUUAUGAACAAGAAA